Molecule: messenger RNA, 3492 nt
Organism: Talaromyces stipitatus ATCC 10500
Lineage: Eukaryota; Fungi; Ascomycota; Eurotiomycetes; Eurotiales; Trichocomaceae
Product: cell wall biogenesis protein Mhp1, putative
Exons: 3
Coding region: 1-3492 (1163 amino acids)
Source: RefSeq, a predicted model, not a curated record
AUGGAGGGGCCCAAUACAGUGGAUGUGAGCUGGCUCCAUCACUGUCAUCGAGCGGAUCAGUUACUGCGGACCAAAUCCACCUCCUCAGUGCAUGACAAGCCUAAUGGACAAGCAGACCCCAAACUUGAACAAAGCGGCUCAGACAAGAAUAUAUCCCAACGAGUAGCCAACGAGCCCCCGCGAUCUACGAAUAACUCUCAACAUAAGGCCAACGGUACUACUACUGACCGCCCCCAGUCUAAUACGCGCAAUGCGCCAGACAAAAAAGGAGCCAAUGCUUCGGCUACACCCACCAAAGGAAGUGCUCCAAAAGCGGUACCGGGAAGGCGGAAUUCGUGGAUUUCAACUAUCAGCUCUAAAUUCUCUACGGGCACUACUCCGCCAGGACAAGGCGCCGCUCCCCAGGCUUCUCCAACUUUGAGCAGCCCACCCAUCAAACCAGACAUCAACCCGUUUGGUGCGUCGUUUUCUCCCAAGGAUAAAGAUGGCAUGAGCGAUUUGGCGAAUGCCUUUACGUCCGCUUCGUCUUCGCCGAAGAAUCCUUCGUUUUUGCAAAGUGCGUUUCGGAAACUUUCAUCUGGAGCUGGCGUGACAGGAAAGUCUACAAAUCACGGUGGUAUAUGUGAGCGCCGGAUAAUGAAUGUCGACCCCAACCGAGACAGGUGUAAGGUUCCCGAACUAAACCAGGGAAAAUUGAAGCGGGUCGCGUUUUGUGUCGAUGUUGAAAUAGCUGGCUUUGCAUCGCGCGAAGAUGAUGAAGUGACCCGACGGGAACCUACUAAUGUACCUACCCCGCAAGCGUCCAAGUUGAAGAGCAAGGAUAAGAGCGAAGGACCGAUUCUGAAGCAUCCUGAUGCGGUUGUCCCGGAGAAAGUAAUUCAACCGAAACCAGGGACCGCCGAUCAGACCCAGCCGACUCCAGCUGCGAACGGUGACGCUGCCGCUGAUGCUCGGACCAAGGAGCCCCCUACUAAGAAACAGGAAAAGAAGAAACGUUCAGAAGAGGAAAGAAAAGAACGCAAGGAGAGGAAGAGGAGACUGGCAGAGGAAAAUGGAACCAUUCCCAUGCAAAUCAGACAAGGGGAAGAUGAAGUACCCGCAGCACCAUCAACAGCGCCAAGCGGUUCACGAUCCAAGACACAGAGCCAUCCAACCACGGAUCCCGUGCGUAUUUAUCGCCGUUGCUGUCAGCUUCGUGAGACACCAGUUUUGAAGAAGCUUGUGGAGCAAAUGACUUCACCAUCAUCGACUCUUGUUGAGGCUGCUGGCACAGUCGCCGUUUUAGAUCUCACCGACUUCCCCAUGACGCUGGCAGAUAUCGUUACAUUCAGUGACUGGCUUGCGAUUGUUCCUGUGCGCAAACUGAUACUUGAGAAUUGUGCUCUUACAGAUGAAGGAGUGCGUUCAAUUUUGGCCGGUCUUUUAUCUACCAAAACUAUGCAACAAGCUCGAAAUAGACGCCGAUCUACAAAAGAGAAGCUUGCAUCCGUACCUCCGCCUUUUGGAGUAGUGGAAAAGGUAUCGUUGAAAAACAAUACCAAGAUUGGGCCUGAAGGUUGGCGUCAUAUUUGCCUGUUUAUACAUCUUUCCAAAUCUCUCAAAGCGAUCGACCUUUCUGGUAUCCCAUUUCCGAAAAAGAUGGGUGGUGGCGAUGGCCCAUUAAAAACAAGUGAUCUUGGAACGACACUCGCAAACUCGCUCACGACCCGUUUCGGUGGCGAUUACCUUGAGGAGUUGCUUCUCAGCGAAUGCCAACCGUCCACCGAAGAUAUAGAAAAAAUAUGCAACGCUGCAGCCGCUGUUAAGCUCAGACGACUGGGUUUUGCUAACAAUGAUAUAACUCAUGAAGGAUUGGAGCAUGUUGUCCGCUAUCUUCGAUCUGGCAAAUGUGAGGGAAUCGAUUUAGGAGGAAAUGAUUUGCACGAACAUUUAAACCUACUGGCGGACGCCAUCGAUUCGGAGAAUCCCCUGAUAGCAUUGAGUUUAGCAGACUGUUCAUUGACACCUGCCUCGAUAUGCCCUCUGCUCCAAGCAUUUACAACCCUGCCUAAUUUCCGAUUCAUCGACUUUUCACAUAACCCCGCGCUAUUCACUACUCAGCCGGAUUGUUUAUCUAUGCUUAGGAAAUUCCUGCCUAGGAUGGCAGCCUUGAAACGCAUACAUCUGGCAGAUGUGGAUCUUUCACCUGAUCAUGCAAUCGCCCUUGCGGAGGUAUUACCCGAAUGUCCAAGUCUUGCCCAUCUGAACAUUUUGGAGAAUCCGCGAAUUGCAAGUCUCGGGUCGUCGAGCGAUCCUGCGGACCAAGAGGAGGCAUGUGCUGUCUAUGCUUCACUGAUGGCGGCCGUUCGAGUAUCGCGUACUUUGAUCGCUGUGGAUAUUGAAGUUCCUGGUGCAGAAAGCAAUGAGGUUGUCAAAGCAUUGGCCUCUCAGAUUGUCGCCUAUUCUCUUCGAAACCUCGGUGCCCUUGAGGAGCUCAGCGAUAAUAGCCAAGUGCAGCGCUCAGAAGUGCCGAUUCCUGAGGUUCUGCAGCAUCUUGUGGGACAUGCUGACCCUGUCGCAUCUACGGAAGAUGAACCUGCGCCAAAUGAAGAUUACGUUAUUGGAGGAACAGGGGUGGUCAAGGCACUUGGCGUGUGUCUCGGCAACCUUGAUCGUCAACAAGCUGAAAUCGGAGGAUCACGAUCUGGAAGUGGCCGCUCAACACCUGUUCCGCAGGUCACGUCCUCUCUUAAUAAAACUAAGAAGGCCCGAGACAUGUCGAAGAAUUUGCUUGGAUCUGCACGUAACAUUCAAGCUAGGAUCAAAUUAGCUCUUGUUCGGGAGGAUAGGGCUGGCAAUGAUGCUAACUACAGGCGAUUGCAAUUCCUCGACCAAACCCUUCAGAGAAUCAUUGAGCGUUUCGAGGAAGAGUUCCCCGAAUGCCGUGUACCCACAAGCAAACAAGCAGAGGAAACAUCCUCGCAGCAAUCCAGCGAAGACAGCCAUGAACCUACCUCAGCACUCGAUAGUGUAUCCUUCUAUGUUCCUGAUAUGUCAACUGCGGAGGAUGAAGAACCAGAUCCGUUCGCUAUCCGUCUAUCACGCCGAGGCUCGAAUACUUCCCUCCACUCUCGAGCACUAACAUCAGAAGAAGGUCGUCUUCACAGGAUCAGUCAAAACCUCAGAAGAGAUUUUCUUAACCCUUCGCUCAUUGCUCCCGAAGACGGCGGCUCCGUACCUGUUGAUGAUUCUCAUAUCAACGCCCUUCGCGAGAAACUAGAGAAUCUCAAAGGAGACGAAAAAAUGGGUAAUCAUGUUGAAAGUGUCGGCGCAGAAAAGGCUUUCCACGAGCUGGGCUCUACAAUGGAAGAACUAUGGAUCAUUCAGCAACAAGAUCGGGAUGCGUUUGAACGGUGGAAAGAGAGUCAAAUUGCUGCUCAGAUCAAUGCCGGUUUACGAUCGCAUCCUUCUCAGGAUAACCAAGAAAAUUCAUCAUCGCAACCCAGCAAGUGA